AAACUACUCUAACAUUUGUUCCAAAACCAAUUUUUUAAUAUAAUAAUGAAUUAAUUAAUUUUUGCAAUUAUGCUAAAAUAUUAUUGGCCAAUGAUAUUAAUACCACAACAACAACAACUCAAUUCUUUCAACACUGUCACAAAAAGCACAACUCGAAGAAGAGCUCCAAUAUCCAUGGAGCUUGGCGGCUUAGAUUCCCACGGCCGCCAAUUCAAGAACGCCGAUGAGAUGUGGAACGAUCAAGUUGGUGAUUCCACCAAAAAGACUGAAUGGUAUCGCCAAGGCGUCGGCUAUUGGGAAGGUGUGGAGGCCUCCGUUAAUGGGGUGUUAGGAGGAUAUGGGCAUGUUAAUGAUGCUGACAUUAUGGGCAGUGAGGCUUUUCUCAAUUCACUCUUUUCUGAGCGUUUUUCCAUUGCUUCUUCUGCUGCAACUAACCAACGUCAUCUUGUUGCUCUUGAUUGUGGCUCUGGAGUUGGGAGAGUCACCAAAAAUCUUUUAAUAAGAUACUUCAAUGAGGUUGACCUUCUUGAGCCUGUAUCACAUUUCUUAGAGAAGGCCCGAGAAAGCUUGGCUCCCGAGAAUCAUAUGACCGCAGAUAUGAACAAGGCCACAAAUUUUUUCUGUGUGCCUCUUCAGGAAUUUACUCCAGAUGCAGGAAGAUAUGAUGUCAUAUGGGUUCAGUGGUGCAUUGGGCAUUUAACAGAUGAUGACUUUGUGUCAUUUUUCAAGAGAGCUAAGGUUGGUCUCAAACCUGGUGGGUUUUUUGUCUUGAAGGAGAACAUUGCAAGAAAUGGAUUUGUCUUGGACAAUGAUGAUCGAAGCAUUACUAGGUCUGAUUCAUACUUUAAGGAGCUCUUUCAUCAAUGUGGGCUGCAUCUUUACAAAUUAAAGGAUCAGAAGGGGUUACCCGAGGAGCUGUUUGCUGUAAAGAUGUAUGCAUUAACAACAGAUGUACCAAAGAAGGUACACCACACUAGGUCUAAAGUUAGAGCUAAUAGACCGGGAAUCAUCAAAUGAAUAAACCGGUUUUGAUUUUUUCGAUUCACAACUUGCUUUUUAUUUUGUUCCGUUUGUUCCUUCUCAUGAGUUCUAUCAAACCAUUAAUUAUGUUUUCCAUCUAUGAAGACCGAAAAAUGUAAAAGAAAGGCGGGUUUUCGAUCCCUUUGUAACAUAAUUAUUUUCCCCUCUAUUGGUGUAAAUGAUUGUUGUGGUUAUUGGUGAUAAUGUUAUUAUCUUUUUUUCUUCUUUUUGAAA
Messenger RNA from Cannabis sativa, 1254 nucleotides. RefSeq names its product alpha N-terminal protein methyltransferase 1. Gene Ontology annotation, biological process: N-terminal protein amino acid methylation. Gene Ontology annotation, molecular function: methyltransferase activity. The transcript is spliced from 8 exons. Lineage: Eukaryota; Viridiplantae; Streptophyta; Magnoliopsida; Rosales; Cannabaceae. The record is from RefSeq and is a predicted model, not a curated record. Gene Ontology annotation, cellular component: cytoplasm. The coding region runs from base 70 to 1017 and encodes 315 amino acids.